CAUCACCUCAUAUGCACUACCGUUCCCCUUCCGUGCCUCGUCGCUAAUGGCACUCAUCCCGCAACUCCGCUCCGCGUCUCGGAGAGUCGUUGCAGGCGAGGACGCUGUCUUGACCCGAGCCUGGCUUUCCUUGAGAUCCGUUUCCUCUUCCACCUCCACGUUCCAUCUCUUCCGGUCGUCAGCCAGCCAAGCCCAUUCGCUCAGCACAGUAGCGAAAUCGGAGAGCACAGCAGCAGCGCAGGAGGCGGCACGCAGUGCAGAGGUGAGCAAUGCCGCUCAGGGAGCGACAGCUGCCGCGGCUACUGCUGCCCCAGCGUUAGGGGGGUUGGGGAAGGGGGUUGUAGCUGAUGCAGCAUCAGCAGCACCACCACAGGCAGCAGCUGCAACAUCAGUUACACCAGCAGCAACAGAAGCAUCAGAAGCAGCAGCAGCGACAGUGGCAAGAGCAGCAGCGGAACCUCCAUCAUCUGACCCUGCUGCUGCUCUUGCUUUCUUCUCUGGCGCUGCUGUAGUGGGAGUGACUGCUUGGGAUGUGUAUUGGGCCUCAAGGCCCAAGAAGAAAGUGAAGGAUGAAGAGGAUGAGGAAGAUGAUGAGGACUGACAAUAAAAGGCUUGCACAUGUGCUGUAUUGUGUGUGCAUUAGAAUAUAACCUCUUCCACAUUAUAUUUACCAUGGAUUUGGUGUGGUCCCCUUAU
Molecule: messenger RNA, 696 nt
Organism: Closterium sp. NIES-67
Lineage: Eukaryota; Viridiplantae; Streptophyta; Zygnematophyceae; Desmidiales; Closteriaceae
Source: the annotation of a GenBank genome assembly